Messenger RNA from Tetranychus urticae (two-spotted spider mite), 1226 nucleotides. RefSeq lists its product as uncharacterized. Lineage: Eukaryota; Metazoa; Arthropoda; Arachnida; Trombidiformes; Tetranychidae. Gene Ontology annotation, molecular function: chromatin DNA binding. The record is from RefSeq and is a predicted model, not a curated record. Gene Ontology annotation, cellular component: nucleus. Gene Ontology annotation, biological process: regulation of transcription by RNA polymerase II.
GCCGCCUUAAAAUAACUAUUGAUAUCAAGUAUCAUCGUUCGCAGAUGGAACCAAUAAUCCUGUAAAGAGCAAAACAAUGAGAAUCUUUAUCACAAAACUCGGAAAGUUUAGGAAAGUUAGAAAGUUUUAAAAUUGUCAACCAUAACUUUAAUUGUUUGUUUUAUUGUUUUGUUCAGUUUUUAUUUCUUUGUCAUCUUUCUCUCUUUCUAAUUACUUCUGUCCCUGUUUCUUGAGUGGUCAACGAGACUCAUCCAUUUUCAUCGUUACAUUCAAUACUUUUCAUUAAGUUUUUUAUCUCAUCAUGAAUGGUCCAGUUACUAACACAGAGCAGCCAGGAAUUAGCCACUUAGGAGUGUAUCAAAAUUGUUUCAAUAAAUUCAAAGAUGGAUAUGACACCCAAAAUAAUGGCCAAAACUAUUUUGUUGGCUCCAACCAAGUUAACUUUGAUUCCUAUUCCUCUGAAGGAUAUAAUGAUUAUAUCAACACACCAGAUGCUUGGAAUGGUUCGACUGCUCAAAAUUAUAAUUCAUAUUGUAACCAAUCUCACCAACUUAAUCCAACUUUACCCAUCAAUGUAUCGGCUCUUCAAGGAUCUGAAGGAACUGGUUCCUGGUCAACAUCUUUCAAUGGAUACAUGGAAGAACGAUUGGAUGAUGCCAUAGGUGUUCUUCAGAAACAUGCAGAAAGCUGUAGCUACUCUCCUCAGAUUGAUUGUGAUGUGCCGAGUCUAUCAUUCCCGAAUCCCAGUCAAAGCAAUACCCUUAACGUUACACCAUUAAGUGUUCAACCUCAUGUUCUGAACAAUAAUAAAGAAGAAGACUUUAAACCAGUAAAAGUUAUCCGGAAGAAGAAGAUUAAUCGUAAAAAGGAACCCAACAAUAAUAAAAAAUCAGCCUCAGGAUAUGCACAUUUUUUCCGAGAACGUCAAGCUCGUAUCAAAGAGGAAAAUAAAACGGCAUCAUUCGGUGAAAUAUCCAAAAUCGUUGCUUCUGAAUGGGAAGCUCUGUCGAAUAAUGAAAAGGCUGUCUACAAGAGGAAGGCUGAGAAUGAAAAAAACAAUCAAUUUAAGGACAUUGCCUUAAACCAUGCUAUGGCCGUUGCUGGUAUUAAGUAAAACUUUCAAAAUGUUCCGUAUUUUCAUGAUUAAUAUUGAUAAUAACAGCUUCUAAAAAUCUUUUUUUUGUGAAAUUUAUUAAAAAAUUCAAACUAAUUAUCAUUCAAAUCCA